Diplodia corticola is the source of this 1317-nucleotide messenger RNA. Its product is annotated as l-galactose dehydrogenase (l-). The transcript has a single exon. The record is from RefSeq and is a predicted model, not a curated record. NCBI's taxonomy places the organism in Eukaryota, Fungi, Ascomycota, Dothideomycetes, Botryosphaeriales, Botryosphaeriaceae. Gene Ontology annotation, molecular function: D-arabinose 1-dehydrogenase [NAD(P)+] activity. Gene Ontology annotation, biological process: dehydro-D-arabinono-1,4-lactone biosynthetic process. The coding region runs from base 1 to 1317 and encodes 438 amino acids. Gene Ontology annotation, cellular component: cytosol.
AUGGCGCCCAAAACGCCCCUCUCGUCCGUCCUGCCGCCGCUGCUGUUCGGAACCGCCACCUUCAACCACCAGUACAACAAGGACCCCUACGCGCUCGACACCACCGGCCUGGUGCGCUCCGCGCUCGAGAAGGGCAUCCGCGCCUUCGACACGUCGCCCUACUACGGGCCCUCGGAGUCGCUGCUCGGCGCCGCCCUCUCGACGCCCUUCGUGCGCCAAAACUUCCCGCGCGAGGAAUACUUCCUCCUCACAAAGGUCGGCCGCGUCGCGUCCGACGAGUUCGACUACAGCCCGGAGUGGGUGCGGGCGUCGGUGGCGCGCAGCCUGCGCCGGCUGCAGACGCCGUACCUCGACGUCGUCUACUGCCACGACGUCGAGUUCGUGUCGGACGACGAGGUGGUGGCGGCGGUGCGCGAGCUGCGGCGGCUGCGCGACGCGCCCGCCAGCACCGUCCGCCACGUCGGCAUCUCGGGCUACCCCGUCGCGACGCUGUGCCGGCUGGCGGAGCGCGUGCUGCGCGACACGGGCGAGCCGCUCGACGCCGUCAUGAGCUACGCCAACUUCACCCUCCAGAACACGACGCUCGCCACCGCCGGCGUGCGCCGCCUGCGCGCCGCCGGCGUCGACGUCGUCCCCAACGCCAGCCCGCUCGGCAUGGGCCUGCUGCGCCGCGAGGGCGUGCCCGUCGGCAGCAUGGGCGACUUCCAUCCCGCCUGCGCCGAGCUGCGCGCCGCCGUCCGCGACGCGUCGGACCUGUGCGACAUGCACGGCGAACGGCUCGAGGUCAUCGCCAUCCGCUUCGCGCUCGAGACGUGGCUGCACGCCGGGGCGGAGGUGGGCUCGCGCGGCGACCCGGCGAGCGGCGUGCCGUGGAAGCGGGAGCGGAUCGAGGAGGUCGGCGGGCAGAAGCUGGGCGUGAGCGUCAUGGGGGUCAGCCAGCCGGCGGAGCUGGACAAGACGAUGAUGGUGUGGCGCAGCAUCCUCGACGGGCUCGAGGACGGGCAGAGCGUCGCGGACCGUGCGGGGCGGUGGAAGAGGGCGCACGAGUGGAGCCUGAACCGCAAGCGCGCGGUGCAGAUGCUGGCCGAGGGCGUGCAGGAGUGCCUGGCCGACUGGGUCGACUACGCGUGGGACAGCCCCGGCGACGGCUUCGUCAACAUGCGGGCCAAGAGGAGGCAGGCCGAGGAGGGCGAGGUCGGCAAGCAGAAGACGCUCACGGGCAAGGAGGCCGAGGCGGAGGCGCCCUGGCUCACGCCCGCGGCCAGUCCCGAGCCCGAGGCGGCGGCGGCGGCGGCCACAGAGCUGCCGUUGAGGUGA